CUAGUUCAAUAUAAUUAUGAGAAAUAACUUUUGCUUAAUAUGUAAAAUAUAAACAGAACUAAUCAAUAGAAUUGAUAAUAAACUAAUUUACUUGGGCUUUCCUAUAUUUUAAAUUUAAAUCGAGUUUAUACACCUAUUUAAGUGCCUAAAUUAUAAGUUGAUACAAAUAAGUCCAUAAUCCAUAAUUCAUUAAGAUUAAUAGAUAAACUAAAAGAAGAUUAUUCUUGGAACUCCUUUUGUAUUACCUGAGACGAAAAAUAAUAAUUAUCUUUAAUCGUAUUAAUUAAUGAUGUUAUGAUGUAUUCUAUGGUAAAUAUAUCAAGUUUGCUAUCAGGUGGUGGUACUUUUUCGAAUCAAAUCCACAAUAAAUCAAAUAAAAAAGUCUCGAAAAAUGUAAAAUGCUUAAAAAUGAGUGCAUCAUUUAAAAUUUAUAUACUUUAUUCUCUCAUAAAGUCUGA
This is a messenger RNA of Paramecium primaurelia, 458 nucleotides long. Lineage: Eukaryota; Ciliophora; Oligohymenophorea; Peniculida; Parameciidae. The record is from the annotation of a GenBank genome assembly.